AUGGAUGAUGACGAUUCAGAAGGAUCAACACUCUGUUCAGAUAUCUCUGCAAGGAAAAAGCCUCGUCUGCAUUUCUCUAGGUCCUCAGACCCCGAGGAAAGUGACUCAACCGACGGUGACGGUAACAGCAUUUCCAAUGAGAGCAACCAAGAGAAUGCGCAUAAUAUCUUAGAGCCUCCAGAUGCUUCUCAGGGUACUGAAAGCUAUGCUAGUGUUUCAGAAAGACCAACAGCUGGGGAUGCAACAAGCGAAAACGGCUCAUCUGAUUGGUAUGAAUCCUCCCCGUUGGAAGACUGCUCUAAAAAUAACACCUAA
This is a messenger RNA of Penicillium hordei, 315 nucleotides long. RefSeq lists its product as uncharacterized. The transcript has a single exon. The record is from RefSeq and is a predicted model, not a curated record. The coding region runs from base 1 to 315 and encodes 104 amino acids. Lineage: Eukaryota; Fungi; Ascomycota; Eurotiomycetes; Eurotiales; Aspergillaceae.